CUUUUUCCAUCCUUGGAGUAUGUCUGGCUCCGGAGACUGGGAGGGAGGCUGUUGGGUACAAUAGGAUCGAAUAUUUAAUUGGAUGGAAGAGCCCAAAAAGCAAGUUAAGCCAACGUCCUUCGGGUCUAUUGGUACACGGGUCGCCGAUAGAGCUCUCACCGAGUGGUGAGAGUUCGAUUAUCGACUGAUGGUACAUUUCUGGGAGUUGUGAAUAGUGAUUGUGUACGGGUGGUUCCAGUGUCCAUGUGAGUGCGGUCCUGUUCCCACUUGUUUCACCGAGGAGAAGAUGGUGGUAGCAUCAGCUACCUUUCCUCGAGAACACUCUACUUGCAAAAAAUAAAUAAAUAAAUAAAUAAAGGAUGAGGUGUCCAAUAAAUGGCACUUGCCAGAAGCUCAUGGACCCUUCUUUUAUCUUCCGUUCCGUGACCUUCGCUUGCCUUCUCUUCUUUUCUGAUCAUACUUCUCAUUCCUAUAUCAAGUCAUCAAGAUAUCUUCGCCAACAUACCCAACUACCUUACCAUUAGCAGUAGUAGCAACAGCAGAAGUGGAUUUGAUCAUAAGCUUUUAGUAUCCUUGCAGGGUUAAUAUAUAUAUAUAUAUAUAUAUAUAUAUAUAUAUAUAUAUAUACAUUACCAUAUAUAUGGCUCUGGUGGCUCGUUUGUGCAGGAGAAGUAGUAUUAGGAGGAGUUCUCUCCUUCAUGGUGGAUCGUUUUACAAUGCAUACAUGGGAAGCAGUAACACUGCUGGCGAGAAGAGAUCACUGUCAUUAACAGACGAUGCCCGUUCCAUCACAUAUAAUUGUUCACCUUCUUAUUUGGCAUACUACUCAACUGACAGUGACCGGGCAGACCACCGUGCAGGAGAGAUUUCGGUGAAGACUUCCAAUACUCCAACUCGACAUGGUGGGGGUCGUGGACAGAGUCGACGUAGCCUGCUAUGGAGUAACCCUUGGGAUCUUGUUCCCUUUUCUUUCAACAACCGUGGGAGAUUUGGAAAUGUUCUGGAACACAUGUCAGGGAACCUGAACCAGCUUUUCCAGAACCUGGUGCCGUCUCGCAUAUUGGGCCGGCUCAAGGAGGACGACAAACGCUACAAAUUGCAAUAUGAGGUCCCCGGAUUCUCCAAGGAAGACCUGAAGAUCACCAUUGACAAGGGCUUCUUGACAAACUCAGGUGAACACCAGGAGGAAGAGGGAGAUGAGUCUGAUCAUGAUGAUUAUGAUGAGGAGGAGGAGGAUGGGUACUGGCACGGCAGCAGGUAUAGAUGUUAAAUCACAGAGAAUGUUAAAACCAGAAAGUUCAGUAAUCAAUCUGAUAUAAGUUGAGAAAACA
Messenger RNA from Dioscorea cayenensis subsp. rotundata (Guinea yam), 1331 nucleotides. RefSeq names its product 26.5 kDa heat shock protein, mitochondrial-like. The transcript is spliced from 3 exons. Lineage: Eukaryota; Viridiplantae; Streptophyta; Magnoliopsida; Dioscoreales; Dioscoreaceae. The record is from RefSeq and is a predicted model, not a curated record. The coding region runs from base 641 to 1270 and encodes 209 amino acids.